CCACAUACAUGUGCUGACGUCGAAGGCUUGAACCCCAGACCUGUGGUAACCCUCUCUAACGGCCUGGAAGUCGUCUGUGACACGGUGACCGCGAAUGGAGGCUGGAUCGUGAUACAGAGACGAGCUUCGGCUGACGUGGACUUUUACCAGGGCUGGGCAAGCUACAAGUACGGCUUUGGCGACCCCCAUGGCAAUUUCUGGCUGGGUCUGGAGAAAGUCCACCAGUUAACAACCCAGAGGCGGUAUGAACUUCGGGUCGAUCUGGGCUUCAACGGCAACACGUAUUAUGCUAGUUACAGUAACUUUUCUCUGCAUGGUGAACCGGAGAACUACGCCCUACAGAUAGCCGGGUAUUCUGGCAACGCUUCAGACCCACUCACAGCCCUCAACGGCACGCCCUUCUCAACCAAAGACCGAGACAACGAUGCCUAUUCCAGUAGCUGUGCAGCAACGUACCACGGAGCUUGGUGGUAUACCUCAUGUCACGAAAGUAAUCUCAACGGGGACUGGGGAAACACAAAUUAUGCUUUGGGCCUGACUUGGCAUCCACUAACAGGUUAUCAUGACACUGUCUCCUUCAGCGAAAUGAAAAUCCGACCGCUUGAUAACUGACAACAUUGCGACACUGACAGUUACUUAAUUUGAUUGCUUUUUAGAAAUCCAUUUGUUUGUUUGUUUGUUUGUUUCCGUGCUUGUUUUGUUGUUGUUGUUGUUGUUGUUGUUGUUGUUGUUGUUGUUGUUGUUGUUGUUGUUGUUGUUGUUUUCAGUGGGAGGUAAACAACACUGAUACAACAAUAGCAAGAUUGCAAAAAUGUAAACCUGUAUUCUUUCCAUCUUUGCGGUCAAUUUUUAUGUGUUCGUGACAGUGGUUUUCCCCCCCCCCCCUUCUUACUU
Molecule: messenger RNA, 894 nt
Organism: Aplysia californica (California sea hare)
Lineage: Eukaryota; Metazoa; Mollusca; Gastropoda; Aplysiida; Aplysiidae
Product: ficolin-1
Source: RefSeq, a predicted model, not a curated record